AUGCCUGUUCUGCCGCAAGGUUACACAAUUAGAAGACUUGAACCACAAGACUAUGAUGGUGUCGUAGAGACCCUAAAAGUCUUGACUGUUGUGGGCAAUGUAACUCGAUCCCAAUUCGAAGAGACACUAAAUUACUGGAAAGAAACCACCGUGAAAAUCGGAGUUCACUCUAUACCAGCCUACAACCCGCAUGUAAUUGUGGAUGAUAGUGACCGGGUCGUAGCCACGGGGACAGUCUUCAUCGAGCGCAAAAUUAUACGGGACUGCGGGUUGGUCGGCCAUGUGGAAGACAUUGCAGUCGCGAAAGAUCAACAGGGAAAGCAGUUAGGGCUGCUUUUAAUUCAGCAUUUGACCAAAUUAGCGCAUGAUCAAGGAGCCUAUAAGGUUAUUUUGGAUUGUGAUGAUAAGAACGUAGGUUUUUACGAGAAAUGUGGGUACCGCAGAUGUGGUGUAGAGAUGGAUCACAGGUUAUGA
Molecule: messenger RNA, 474 nt
Organism: Lachancea dasiensis
Lineage: Eukaryota; Fungi; Ascomycota; Saccharomycetes; Saccharomycetales; Saccharomycetaceae
Source: the annotation of a GenBank genome assembly